Molecule: messenger RNA, 2091 nt
Organism: Verruconis gallopava
Lineage: Eukaryota; Fungi; Ascomycota; Dothideomycetes; Venturiales; Sympoventuriaceae
Exons: 5
Coding region: 189-1976 (595 amino acids)
Molecular function (GO): N,N-dimethylaniline monooxygenase activity; NADP binding; flavin adenine dinucleotide binding
Source: RefSeq, a predicted model, not a curated record
CUGGAUAUCUUUGUCGCCUCAAAAUUCAGCGGAUAGCCGUUUCUUCCGAACUUUACCUUCGUAUUUAAGUACUUCGUUCCCUCUGGGUCUCCUGUUCCUUCUAUCCUUCAUUGCAUUUGUCUCUGUUCGCGGUUUGAUACCCAGAUUUCCUCCUUUCUUCCUCAAAUCCUUCGAUUUCGUGCGCAAGGAUGCCGCUACGACGCGAUAUGGGCGCUCACGUUGGUGGCGAAAAUGCCACAUACGUGCAGAACAGCGCUUUGAGUAGCCCGGUUGAAGAGUUAGAUGCUCUGGUUGUAGGCGCAGGGUUUUCAGGCUGCAAGCUCCUCCAUGAUCUGAGAAAGAAAGGCUUCAAAGUCAAGGUUGUGGAAGCUGGUUCGGACUUGGGUGGUAUCUGGCACUGGAACAAGUACCCUGGAGCGCGAGUAGACAGCCAGUAUCCUGUCUAUGCGCUGGACAUACCGGAGGUAUACGAAACAUGGUCAUGGAGCGAGCAGUAUCCGGGUGUCGACGAGCUGCAACGUUACUUUGCUCAUGUAGAAGCCAAGCUCGAUCUCAAGAAGGACAUGUAUUUGAAUACUCGUGUUACUGCGGCGUCCUUUAACGCCUCGACGGACAAAUGGCUUAUCGAAGGUGAAACCACGUCCGGCACAAAAACCUCGUACAUUGCUCGCUUUUUCAUACCCUGCAUUGGGUUUGCUGCAAAGCGACAUAUUCCAGACUGGCCGUCAAUCGAGUCUUUCAAAGGAGAAAUCUACCACUCUUCCUUCUGGCCGGACCAUGUUGAUGUCAGGGGGAAGAGGGUGGCAGUCAUCGGUCAGGGCGCGACAGGUGUCCAGAUUGCACAGCAGUGCGCACAUGAUGUUGGUCCUGAUGGUGAAUUAUUUGUCUUCGUCAGGACACCAAAUAUUGCAUUAGCAAUGCAACAGGCGAAGAUUACACCGGAGCAGAACGAAGCUAAUCGUGCGGGUCUUCCUGAGACGCUCAAAAUGAGGUUGACUACUCUAGGAGGUUUCCAUUGGAAUGGUGUGGACCAGCCUAUCUCAGAUUUUUCAAUGGAAGAGAGGGAAAGAAUGAUGGAGGAAAUGUGGCAGCUGGGGGGAUUUAGAAUUUUGACAACGUUCAAUGAUAUUCUUUUGAAUGAGGAUAGUAAUCGACAAGUAUAUGACUUCUGGGCGAAGAAGGUUAGGGCAAGGAUUCAUGAUGACCGCGUAAAAGAUAUUUUGGCUCCACUAGAGCCGCCACACCCGUUCGGAGCGAAGCGACCAAGUUUGGAACAAGACUACUAUGAUUCAUUCAACAAGCCGAAUGUGCACUGUAUUUCAAUCAAAGAUAACCCUAUUAUUGAUGUUACAGAAGAUGGCAUCGUCCUCGCAGAUGGCUCCAAGUACGAAAUGGACAUUAUUGCUUUGGCCACCGGCUUUGACUCUGUGAACGGGGGAAUGAAGGACAUCAAAAUCUCCGGCAUUGAAGGAGAGACGAUUCAGAAACAUUGGGAAGAUGGAACGUACACAUACCUGGGGAUGACGUGCCAUAACAUCCCAAACUUUUUCUUUACAUAUGGUGCGCAGGCGCCCACUGCCUUUUCUAACGGACCAAGUUGUCUUGAGCCACAGUGCGAAUGGAUUGAGAGAGUGAUGGAGUCUCAGCGAAAGGAUGGUUGGACCAGAAUUAACGCGACGAGGCAGAAGGAGCUGGAGUGGAAGGAGAUGUGCGAACAAUUCUCGGCCAUGACACUGCGACACAACGUGAAGUCAUGGUAUAUGGGCACAAAUAUUCCCGGCAAGAAGAAGGAGGCGUUGAAUUACAGCGGAGGGCUGCCGCUGUACAUUGCAACUAUUACUGAUGUCGCAAACAAAGGCUGGGAAGGUUUUGUCUUGAGCGCGGGAACUGCGGCGGCUACAGAGAAGGAUAUCACAACUACUCUAAAGGGCGCUACGGAGCAUAUUGACACUGUUGUGAAUGGUGUGCCUGCGUGAUUGCUUUGCGAGUUUAAAUGUACUUCUUUCUCCUAUCCACGAUGAUGAAGAAGAAGAAAGUGGAGACAGUUCACACUUAUGCUCUCUCCUCCUCUACGUAGAAAUUGAGUGUAUC